Octodon degus (degu) is the source of this 3612-nucleotide messenger RNA. RefSeq names its product zinc finger protein 3 (gene Znf3). Lineage: Eukaryota; Metazoa; Chordata; Mammalia; Rodentia; Octodontidae. The record is from RefSeq and is a predicted model, not a curated record. Gene Ontology annotation, molecular function: DNA-binding transcription repressor activity, RNA polymerase II-specific. Gene Ontology annotation, biological process: negative regulation of transcription by RNA polymerase II.
UGCUUCUGCAGUACUUAUUCCCAUUCAAAACCUGUUUCCUGCCGAGUCUGCAGAUAGGCGAUCAAGACCAGAACGUUUUGCGCUACCCAUGGAAACUCAGGCUGAUCAUGUGUCUCAGGAACCUCAGCCCCUGCGUGAGAGUGCUCUUCCUUCUUCGAGAGUUCCUGCCUUUUCCAACAAGGACAGUUUGGGCGAUGAGAUGUUGGCAGCUGCUCUCCUAAAAGCCAAGUCCCAGGAGUUGGUGACAUUUGAGGAUGUGGCUGUCUACUUCAUCCGGAAGGAGUGGAAGCGAUUGGAACCUGCUCAGAGGAACUUGUACAGGGAUGUGAUGCUGGAAAACUAUGGGAAUGUGUUCUCACUCGAUAGUGAAUCCAGGACUGAAAGUGAUCGAGAAAUUUCAGAAGAUUCAGGAUCACAUGGGAUGCUAUUGGGAAGAUUCCAAAAGGAUAUUUCUCAGGGUCUUAAAUUUGAAGAAGCCUAUGAACAAGAAGUCAGUCUAAAAAGGCAACUAGGGAACUCCUCUGGGAAAAGAUUGAAUAGGAAAAUUCAAGAUUUUGGUCAAAUGACAGUUGAGGGAAAGCUCUCCUCCAUGGGAGAGAGAAAUGAGAAAUACAAUGAGUUUGGAAACAGCUUCACUGUGAAUUCCAACCUUAUUUCACAUCAGAGACUUCCUUUGGGAGACAGACCCCAUAAAUGUGAUGAAUGUAGCAAGAGCUUUAAUCGAACUUCAGACCUUAUUCAACAUCAGAGAAUCCACACAGGGGAAAAACCCUAUGAAUGUAAUGAAUGUGGCAAGGCCUUCAGCCAGAGCUCACAUCUUAUUCAACACCAGAGGAUCCACACUGGGGAGAAGCCUUAUGAAUGUAAUGAUUGUGGAAAGACCUUCAGUUGUAGCUCCGCUCUCAUACUACAUCGGAGGAUCCACACUGGGGAGAAACCUUAUGAAUGUAAUGAAUGUGGGAAAACCUUUAGCUGGAGUUCUACCCUUACUCACCAUCAGAGAAUCCACACUGGUGAGAAACCCUAUGCUUGUAAUGAGUGUGGCAAGGCCUUCAGUAGGAGCUCUACCCUUAUUCAUCACCAGAGAAUCCACACUGGAGAGAAGCCCUAUGAAUGUAAUGAGUGUGGCAAGGCCUUCAGCCAGAGCUCACAUCUCUAUCAGCACCAGAGAAUCCACACUGGAGAGAAGCCCUACGAAUGUAUGGAAUGUGGAGGAAAGUUUACCUAUAGUUCAGGCCUUAUUCAGCAUCAAAGAAUCCACACAGGGGAGAAUCCCUAUGAAUGUAGUGAGUGUGGAAAAGCCUUCAGGUAUAGCUCAGCCCUUGUUCGCCAUCAGAGGAUUCACACUGGAGAGAAGCUUGAAUGUAAUGGGUAUGAGCAAAAGUUCUCUCAGAGUUACUGCUGAAUUAAAUAUCAGAGAAUCUACAUGAAAGAGCCGCAUACCUGUUUCGUCACUUCCUAAGUCUAAGAGCCCUUGCCUUAUUUUGUGACUGUGAACAGUUUAGGCUGUGUCCCUUUCACCUCAAACCUUUCCUUUUAGAGCAUGGGGCAGAUUGGGUAUAUCAUCGUGGCAGAGUGACCAGAAACCUAGUGGAUUUCCCAGAAAACAGCCUUCAAAACUUGAGAGGCAAGUCACAUUAAGUGCUGGGAACAGAAGGAAGCUGGAGGACCAGUCAACCUUUUUUGGAAGGGAGUUUGCACUAAACCAUUUUUCUCUCACCAGAGGAGCCUUUCUUUCCAACAUGGAGAUGGAAGAUAAGGAAUAAAGUUCCAAUGGUUCUACUAGUUGGAAUCAGUGUAGCAAGCACAAAAGGCACUGGAAAGAAUGUUCUGGGUUGUUUGCUAGGAAGAGGAAUAGAGGCUGUCUUUUGAAGCCAUUGUCCCUAAUCCAGCUUUAAGAUUUGACAAGGAACGUGCUAUUGCAUUUUAUGAUUUCAUUAAGUAAUUAAGGAAACUUGGUGUUGAAGAACUUAUUUUAUUAAUGAGGGGGAAGUGACCCCAAAAAAGAUUGCUGUGAUAACUAUGCUGAAGGGCUUCUGGAGCAACGGCCAUGUUUCCAAGAGCAGUCUGGCAGUACUGUAGGCAGAGCCUCCCAGGCUCCUGUACUGACUAGGACAUCCAACUGAGUGGUGAAUAACCUGAGGGUGCAGAUCAGACGCCUUUAGCUCUGGCCUCUGAUUCCGGCCCUCAUCCUCUUUCCACUCCUAUGAAGACAAGUGAUUUACUCCUACUUCUAGUUUCUAAGGAUGCUCUCAAAGAGCUUACUCAGUCAGCCUCUCCUGACCGCUGUGACCUCUUAACAUUUCACUCCAGCAGCUAGACCUCUCCUAACUCCACUUCUAACUUCAACAGGCAAGGAUUAAUCCAAAUAAAGAGCAGAGCCCGGGGAAGGAAGGCUGUGGCCUCUGCCUGGUGACAGGGCUCCUUGCAGGGCUAGGAUGGCGAUCCCUUAAUUUUCCCAACCUGAGGGAUGACCUUCCAUUGUUUUCCCAACCCUGCUCACCCUGUAGCAUAAAUGAAGUGCACUAUUAAACAAUAGUUUUUCAGAAGAGGAAAUUGAGUGUGUUUUUGUGCAGGGGUAAAUUUAUUUCAGCUAAAACGCAGACUAUAAAUGGAAUCUGAAAGUUAACCUUUAAAUUUUUUUUUUUGACAACCCAUUUCUCAGUUACAAAUAUGAGGUUUCCUUUUCCUUCUGUGCUUCUUCAUAGUUCUGUAGAAACUGUACUGUCACAAUUCAACAUAGAACCAUUGACAGAAUUACUCCCACAUAUAGGAUAUUGUGAGCUGCAGCUCAUUCUGUGUAGUACAAUACUUAAGACCAACAACCAAAAAUAUGAAAAACAAAAACAAAACAAAAUGAAGGUGUUACUGGCUGUAGGCACCCUGAAAAGAGUACUUGGUUGUUGGGUAGCGGUGUGCAAUUUAGAUUUCUUGGUUGGGUUAUUCAUAGAAAGAGAUAAUAACCACAGAGAAAGCUAGGUUGAAAAUCUGAUGGGAGAAAAGAUUUUGGGACUCUGGCCUUUUUGAAAAAGCAUUAAAUCAUAUAUAUGGUAAUUGACAAUGUAAUACAGGUUUCUAAUUUCACAGAACAGUUCAUGAAACAUUGUCUCAGCAUUUGCUACAUACAGCUUGACUUUGUUUCUCAAAGGAUGGAUGGUGAACUAAGCUGCUCGUUAGUUGGGUAGGUUUUUAAGCCACCCCCCCCCCAGGGUACACUAUCAUAAUUUCUGGAACAAGAGUGUACAUUUUUUUUACACAGAGAAGGAAGAAAUAGUUAUGUUUAUGAAAUGUUCUAGAAAAGAUAAACUAGGUCUUAGGAUAGGUUGUAAAUAUGUCGUAAAGAGAAAGUUCCAGAUGACGGCUUGGGUUGGGCAAGUCCAUGGGCACCUAAAAAGGCUUUGCGGAGAUCUCGAGGUAAGUCACUGAACGUGAAGGAUCAGCCCCUUUGUGCUUGAUUGAAACACAUACUGAAGCCACCCUAAAGAGUAAGCACUUCAGAUCAUCUGAGGGGGCCUACAACUGAUCUUGGCCAUUAUGUGGACAUUUUGUUAUUUAAAAAAAUUUUUUUUAAGGUUUUCUGAGAUGAGAUCUUGUUCUGUAAUUUAGGCUGGC